GGAGAUAUUGCAACGUGUAGUGGGUCGAUUAUUCGUUUGUGGAGCAUCAAUGGAGACCUUUUGGUUGCUAAAAAUACCGCUCAAGUUCCGGAUCCAAUUCUUUGUUGUACCUUCUACGAGGGCAAGCAAAAUGAAUGGUUCGACAAUGACAUUAUUAUUACUGGACACAAAAAAGUCGAGAAAGAUUUGACCGGAAAUAAAGAACUGCGGCAUAAAUUAAAACACGAAAAUAGAAUAGAGCCAUCACCUGCAGCGGAUGUUGUCGCUUUGUUACCAGCUGGUGGAGACUCAUCUGGAAAAGUUUAUUCAUGGACUUUACCUGAUACCAAAAUAGAAUCUCAUUGGAUGUUGGAUGGACAAACUGAUAAUU
Molecule: messenger RNA, 370 nt
Organism: Racocetra fulgida
Lineage: Eukaryota; Fungi; Glomeromycota; Glomeromycetes; Diversisporales; Gigasporaceae
Source: the annotation of a GenBank genome assembly